Fulmarus glacialis (Northern fulmar) is the source of this 270-nucleotide messenger RNA. RefSeq names its product insulin-induced gene 1 protein-like. The record is from RefSeq and is a predicted model, not a curated record. Gene Ontology annotation, biological process: cellular response to insulin stimulus; SREBP-SCAP complex retention in endoplasmic reticulum; SREBP signaling pathway. Gene Ontology annotation, cellular component: SREBP-SCAP-Insig complex; endoplasmic reticulum. NCBI's taxonomy places the organism in Eukaryota, Metazoa, Chordata, Aves, Procellariiformes, Procellariidae. The annotation marks the transcript as partial. The transcript has 2 exons.
CACCUGGUGCAGAGGAGCCUGGUCCUCUUCGUCGUCGGUGCUUUCAUGGCCCUGGUGCUGAACUUGCUGCAGAUCCAGAGAAAUGUGACUCUGUUCCCUGACGAAGUGAUUUCCACUCUCUUCUCCUCUGCCUGGUGGGUGCCCCCGUGCUGCGGGACAGCAGCAGCGCGGUGCGGCCUGGAAGCACCAGUGAGCGGCGCCGGCGCCGUGGCGCGGAGGCGAGCGUGGAAACACGCGCUCCCCACGCAGCUGACGCCGUGUUUCUCCAGU